Molecule: messenger RNA, 5487 nt
Organism: Rhagoletis zephyria (snowberry fruit fly)
Lineage: Eukaryota; Metazoa; Arthropoda; Insecta; Diptera; Tephritidae
Product: apolipophorins-like
Biological process (GO): lipid transport
Molecular function (GO): lipid carrier activity
Source: RefSeq, a predicted model, not a curated record
CUACUUAGAUAACGAAUGCAAUUCUUCUUUUUCAGAAACCAUGUUUUAGAUGCGUUACCUCAUAUUGGAAGCACGGCUUCUUAUCAACUCAUGCGCGACCUACUUCUGACAGAUAGUGUAUCUAAAAAAAUGGCUGUAAAUUGGCUUAAGACAUUAUCAUUUAUUCAACGACCCGAUGAGGAUACAGUUGAAACUUUUUAUACUAUUCUUGAGUUCUCUCGAAGCAAAGCUGAGCCAGAAUAUACUUUGAGUGCCUCCUCGGUUAUACAUAGCUACUGCCGAUAUAAUGCUGAGUGUGGGCAGAAUAUGCGUGUUAAAUGGAUUAUACAGUCUCUUGAAUCAGACUUUAUUCAAAUUUUCAACACGUUCCGCGGCGAGCUGCGUUUAUAUAAACGAAUGAUUGCGAUUCUAAAAGGGCUUGGAAAUAUCGGAAUACUAUCAGAACAUUUUGUUGAGCAGCUGCAGAAAAUCAUACCGGAAAAUUUUCCACCACUUAGUAUACGUUUAGAAGCAAUUUUCGCAUUUAGGCGAUCGAACUGCGAAAAAUAUCGUUCAUUUUUUUUAGACGUUUACGAAAAUUUUACUAUUAAUUCAGAAGUACGCAUCGCAGCUUAUUUACAGGCAAUGAUUUGCCCCGAUCACUUUUCAAUUAAUAAAAUAAAGAAUGUUUUAAAAAUGGAGGAAAUAAAUCAAGUUGGUUCUUUCGUGUGGUCUCAUUUAACAAAUCUGGCUAAAUCAUCUUCUCCGGUCAAUAUUGCAGUUCAAAGCUUAUUACUGAAUGACGAUAUCUCUACAAAAUUUAAACUAGAUAUAAGAAAAUUUUCUCGGAACUACCAACAUACCUUAUUUUUUGACAAAUACAAUUUAGGCACCACCACAGACAUGAAUAUAAUUUUUGGUACUGAGUCAUAUCUACCACGGAUGGCGACGCUGAACUUAACCACUUACCUUUUCGGACAUUCGGUUAACAUAUUUGAAAUUACAGCAAGAGCUGAGGGCUUUGAGCAAUUAUUCAUUGCCAAUUUUAAGCCUGAAAAAUUUUUCAAUCAGUACAGCUUAUUUAGCAAGAGAGGAAUAAAUCCCUUAAUUGACAUUAUCUACAACUGGCUUAGUAAAAACAAUACAGAAAAUGAUGCUGCUUCAAAAAGUUCGACCAACACUGGAAGUCAAUGCAAUCCUAAAACCGCUCUCAAACGAAAGCCAUUUGAGAAUCAUACCAUGGGUCAUGAUAAUUGUGGAUAUAAAAUAUAUAGUUCGAAUGAUUCAAUAUCAAUAAAAGACGUAAAUGAUCGUAAAACAUUAUUUCACAAAAGCAUUGAGCAUUUAGGUUACACACUUAAAUAUGACUACAAUAAUCCAGUGUUUCAAUUUGGAACACGUAUUUUUGGAAGUGAUUUACAUUUUUUCUCUUUAAAUGGAAUUCCCGAAUAUGCAGAACUGUCAAAGAAGUUAGAUGUUUUACAACAACUAUCGGAAUUUCUAUCAGGAAAGGAAAUAAUAUACACAAAAUCAAAGCUGUUCCUCGAUGCUUCAUACGUUAUUCCUCUUGCAGUAGGGUUACCUUUGUCAAUAGAUUUAUUCGGCGCAUCAUCUAUUGAUCUGCGUACAUCAUGCAAGUUGGAUUAUAAAAAUCCCGAUUCUUCCGAUUUGAAUUUUGAUAUCAAAGGUAUGAUUAAACCUACAAUAUUGGUUGAUAUGGUAGGAAGCAUGAGUUCUGAUAUGUUCUAUGCACAGUCUGGAGUUAAAGUGAAGUCUACUAUGUAUACGAACUUCGAGGUUGCAGGCGAACUAAAAGUUCGCGGGAAGAAGUCGGUUACAUUUUCAUUAAGUUUGCCCCAAAAUGCUACUGAUAUUUUUACUGUUCACUCAGAAUUGCUGAAAAUUUCGCGGAGCGCCGACGAAUAUCAAACUGGUAUUAAAAGCCGUAGAUCGAAUUCUAGCUGCACAUGGCCAUUGUUUGAAACAGCUACCGCGCUGAAAGUGUGCCUCGAUUACAGUGUUCCAAAUUUAAAUAAUGCUAAAAAAAUUACUUAUCCAGGCUUAUUGCUGAGUGGUCCAAUGAAUUUCAGCGUAUCAUUAGCAAAAUCUGACCUGACAGCCAAAAACUGGAUGUUUCAGUACACAUAUGAUCAACAUCGUAACGGCUCGAACUGGGCUGUUCUUUUCUUUACGCCUGGAUCUUCAUUUGAACGUUCGAUUACUGCUAAUGUCAGUACUCAACCUGAAAUCUUAAAUGCUUCCCUUUUAUUCGUUCAUGGACUCAGUAAGGUUUCUUCCAUGUGCCAACUUAUCGGAACUAAUAUUUACAGACGGUUUAAUUUCUUACUGGACACGAAUGGAAACCGAAGCCUCGACUUUAGCAUAGAACUUAAGCGAAAGGAAGAACGAAAUGUGUUGGUAUAUAAACCAAAAAUGUUACUUGCCAUAAAUGGUGUUAAUAUAACCGGAGCUGUUGGUACAGUUCGAACAUAUGUGAAAAGCGGCAUAGUACAGAAUGAUAUGGACUUUUCAUUUGAGACUCGCAAGUUGCAAAUGCUCAUUCGAGGACUCCUUGCACAGAGCGAAGUUACUAAAUCCGUUAAUAUCACUGUGAAUUAUAGGUUUCAGGCAAACAAGAUCGAAAGCAUACAUUUUCAAGGAAGGCUGACAAACUCUGACGACGAGUCCAAAGUAGAAUACGAUGGGAAUAUGAAGCUCAAAACCUCGGCACACCCAAAUUUAAACUUUGCCUCAAAUGUUACAUGGCGAUCAUUGCAAGGUCAUACCGAAGGUAUUAUAGCCUUUAACAGUGGUCGGAAUGUCGGUGAUUCGGGAGCCACGAAUAUAUUACAUUUAGUGUUGUCCCGCUUCCACUCAGAAGAAAAGAUUUGGGACGAUUCACGUUUGUAUGCAAGCUUGGAUGUUAAGUUACCACGCAAUAACAUUGAUUACAAACUGUUUUUAAAGCAUGAAGAACGGUAUAAAAAUGGAAGCGAGCAUAACGUAAUACUUGGAGGUCAAAUUAUUCCAGGAAAAGAAGCGUCAAUUCUUUUUUCUAUAUUGAUACCGCGGCAUUCUUUAAUUGCCUUUGAUGUAUUUUUUAAUGUCACAGUAACGAAUUUCAACUCCUGCUCAGGACGACUAAAGUUUGUAGAAAAACUUCCCAAAACUUAUUUGAUAAAUUUUAACGGCACAUGGUUUACUGAACAAUAUAUUGUCAUCAAAUCGAAAUAUAAGGAUUAUAGCACACGACUUCAAAUGCUAAAAAUGAUUGUAGAAAGUGGUUCAUUUGAAACUAUAACUCUUAAUGCCUCAUAUCGACGUGUUCAAGCAUUUACAUAUAGCAACUUCUUGGUUAAAUAUGGCGAAGACCCCUAUAGUUUGAUUAUGCAACUAAAUUUCAAGCCGGACAAUAUCAAAAGCUCUAUUUGCGAAAUGCGCUUACAAUUGAAAGAAAAAGUGUACUGGCUUAAUACUAUCCUACUCGUAAAACAACCACUAAUGGUGCAAGUGGAAAUACACUUAGAUAAGUGGCGUGAUAUUUACAUAAAAUCGAGCGUAUUGCAUUUGGAUACACAAAAAGAACUAUCCUUGGAACUGAACUGGGACAGAAAUCGUGACCCUUCGCGACGACUUCUUCUAGCAGUUGAUUACAAAAAAACUCUCAGUAUGGAUCAAAGUGGACAAGUUUUAGUUACAUAUCCUGAUCGUACAUUGAGCUUCAAUUUUAAUUCCCACAGUCGAGAUUCAGAAAACUAUGGCGAUGUGUAUGUCUCAUGGGCAGUAAACGAAUUUGUCAGUAUAAAAUAUAAUUUCAUCCUAAUGGGCGGAAAUAAUCUAAAUACUAGGAUUUAUACUGAAAUUCAUACACCUUUUCAAGGUUGGCAUAACAACCGGUUGGAGGCAGGUGCGUAUUCCUUCGGCACCUUAUUCGUAGCGAAUGCAUCUGUACUUUGGGGUGAAAAUAAAAAAAUAGAAUUUAUCUGUAAAUCAGACAUUAAUAUAGAUGAAUUUCCAUUCAAUUUAUUUGUGCAUUUCGGAUUAAAUAGUUCAUUUGUUGAAAUUCCAUCAGUAAAUAUGGAAAUGAAUCAUUGCCAUGAUCUUAAUAAAUUUGCCACUGAUUUAAGUUUACUCUACGAUAGUGUAAAUGAGACUGCAAAGAUAUACAGUUGGAAAUCAAUUUGGGAAGUAAGUAAAAAUCGGCAAUAUCAGAAUAUUAGUGGCACCAUCUUGGUACUAAGUCCUCAUAAAGAGUUUUGGAAAGGAAGCUUAGUGACAAAAUUCUGCUUUAAGAAUCAGAAACACGUACUCGGGGCUGCUUUACUAACAUUUAAUUUACGUGAAAUCACUUUCGCUAUGGAUGGCUAUAUUAAUAAAUUUAACGAUAACAUGAUAACGAUUAAUGUAACUACGCCCUUAAAUAAGUUCCGCAAGAUUGAGGGUCGCUUUGGCCUAAUGGAAAAAGAACGACAUGCUGUUGCUCAAAUAAGGACUCCCAUCACAGCUUUAGGCGUUGAAAUAUUGUUCGACAUAAAGACUUUAACCGAUUUCGAUAUUAAGUUUAGUGUGGCGACUCCUAUAGAAAAUCUAAAGCAAAUGGCGUUAUUCACAAAACUAAAAAGGGAUACUGCGGACAUGAGAUGUAUAAUGAAUAACAUUACUGUUGGUUUUAUUUUAACGUGGUUCACGAAUGAUUUGACUGACUUCGAAUAUUCCUGCAAAGUUUUUACUCCUCUUAAAGACGCAGAAGACAAUGGUGUUGUUAUAAAGUUUUUGAAUAAAGAUAAAUUUGUGCUGAAUUUACAUUCUAAACUUUCACGUUAUAGUUGCGGAUUUCAGAUAAGUGGAAAACCGAAAUUACCGAUUCUGAAACAACUUGGUGACAAAGUAAUUGAGCUGGAAUCGAAAUAUGAUGACGAUUUCAGACCACCAAAAAUGGAGGACAGUGAGUACAACAACUUGGAAAAUAUGGACCAUGAAAAUUUUUUCUCUUACAAUAUUGAAUUUCUGAUGGACUUAUUAGUCUGGCCUACUAUUGAAGGGAUGGUCGACAUAGAAGAAGUAUUCGACUACUAUUUCACCACUGGUAACAUCAAACUUCUAGAAGGUUAUGUUGAUAUAAAAAACAACUUAUACUUCCCAGACUAUUUAAACGUAAUAAAUAUCUUGAAAAUAGAAACAACGUUUGAAACUUUAAGAGAAAUUAAAUUGAUUUUGAGACAUCAUAUGGACAUAGAUUUAGAAAACCUAUAUGAAAAGGUAUAUUGUACUGUUAGUAAUCUUUCUAAAGGAGUAGGUUUCGAAGUCAGUUACAAUAAAGUGAUUAAUUACGUAAAAGCGCCAGAACAUCAUUUAAAAUUGAAAUUGUCAUUACCAUCGGAUGGAGAAAUAGAUAUUAAUGGAAAAAUGCACUUAGAUGACACUCUAUUCCAGGGUUAUAUAGAAACAAAUGCAGGGAAAAAGAACUUUUCUUUGGCAGCGGCUUUUGAGGUAAAGCAUAGAAUAUAA